AUGUCAUCUGAAAGCCUACGAACUACUGAGGACGCUCCGUCACGCAUGGAUAUCAUGAUGACUACGAGGACUGGGAUCUUUCAGUCGUGGAUACAAAACAUCGAUGACUUCCAUGAAGUCAAUAAAAAUUACCUUCAGAUGCACAAAAGGCCGGGGUAUGAUCAUUCUGAAUUCCCAUCCGACCCCAAAAGGCAGCAAGAGCUCGUGAAGGUACUCUUUGAAGCAGCCCAAGAUUGUAGCAACAUAUUUGAGCCUGAGGGCUCGAAAAUUCUGAAGCGCAUUCAACAGAAGUACUAUGCAGAUUUUGAGUUUGAGUUGGUCCUUUGGCCUUUGCUAAUGUCAAUACGCGAUGCCCAGGCGGGAAAAUGCAAUAUCCCAAAUUAUAAUUGCUCUAGAGUAUCACAAUAUAACGUGUAUGGCUCGUUCACAGAAAGAUUCGAUGUGGUCUAUGAUGCCUUGAAGUCUUCGAAAGACACUGUCGCAUCUCUUUUCAAGGAUGACAACUUUAAACAUCGUCUUGCCUGGCGGCCUAAGUCAGAACUCAAGAAGAAAGCUGAAAACAGGAAAAUCCACAAUCAAUAUGUCCAUAUUCCUAUUGGUGCUCAUACUACUCUACAAAACGACAUCAAGGCUACGACGAAUGGAGAGCUAGUCGAUCGAAAAGGCCAGACCCACGGCAGUAUGAAGAAACGGACUGCGACUCUUGAAGGUAGAAUCGAAGAGACCAAAAAGCAAGCACGACUCUCAGACGACAUGUCCUCGCCAAACAGCGCAACCUUCGUUGAUACCGGCAAUAUAGAAAUUAUUGAGGAGACGCCUCAGCAGAAUCAUACCUUCGAAGCCGAGUCUGCAUCGCAAGAACCCUUCACCUCCUUGCCGAGCCUUUCUUCGACCAACAUGGAAGAGGAUGUUUUCGGCCAAACAGCCACCAGUAUGGAGGGUAUGUACAGCGAUCCAUUCAUGAGCUCCGAUGACUCCGAUAUCUGGUCUCCCUUCUUUGAAGACCGUGACUCGGUUUAUCCUCCACUAGAUGACUGA
Molecule: messenger RNA, 1038 nt
Organism: Annulohypoxylon truncatum
Lineage: Eukaryota; Fungi; Ascomycota; Sordariomycetes; Xylariales; Hypoxylaceae
Exons: 4
Coding region: 1-1038 (345 amino acids)
Source: RefSeq, a predicted model, not a curated record